AUGGACGAAAUAGGAGAAUCCUCAGCUUCAGCCAAACCCUCAGAUGAAAUCUGGGCCAAGCUUGUUCAGUUAGACUCGAGAUACUCAGAUAUUGAGAUAAGGAACUCUGAUCUAUGUUCUGCUACUAUAGAAAAUAAGAGUUCAAAUACAAUACUAGUUGACGGGGCUGAGUUGCGCAAUGGUGACAAUGUUGUUAUCAAAGAUGGAAGUGAAAUAAUCUCAGGCCCUGAUAGAGAAGGAUUUGUCAACUACAGAUUCCAAAUCACGUCUAGCCCAAAAACCUGCCAGAAUCUGCUAAAGAUAACUAUAGAUGUUGAUCAUGCAAAGUGUAGUAUUUGCUUAAACCUAUGGCAUGAUGUCGUGACUGUUGCUCCAUGCCUUCAUAAUUUUUGCAAUGGUUGCUUCUCACAAUGGUUAAGGAGAUCGCAGGAAAAUCAUUCGACUGUACUUUGUCCUCAAUGUAGAGCAGUUAUUCAUCUCGCUGGAAAAAAUCACUUUUUGCGCACCAUUGCAGAGGAUAUGGUGAGAGCUGAUUCUUCCCUAAGACGCUCACUGGACGAAACCACGGUUUUAGAUACAUAUGCAUAUGUACGAUCAAACCUUCUCAUUGGAUAUGUAAAGAAUGGUCGAAAGAGGGCCAACACAACAAUGAUUGAUCAAAACGAUGGCACAGAUCAUCAUUGCCCACAGUGUGUUGCUGAUGUUGGUGGGUUUCGAUGCAACCGCAACACUAUUCAUCUCCAAUGUCAAGCAUGUGGAGGAAUGAUGCCUUCUCGUAACGGCCUUCGUGUUCCUCAAUAUUGCUUAGGAUGUGACAGACCAUUUUGCGGAGCUUACUGGAAUGAUCAAGGGGUAACCAGGAGUAGCUCAUACCCUGUGUGUUCCCGGGAUAUUUUAAAACCUGUAUGGACUACUUUGUUUAUAAUAAUUAUUAAUGUUAACAACGUUACGAAAGUUGCUUGCUGGAGAGUUCUUAUAUUUCUGUGUAAUUAUCGUGCCCUUGCAUGGUGGAUGAUUUUGUCGAUUAUCUUUGCAGAUCUCAGAACACACUAUCACAGGAAUUCCUUCGUAACCCAUGAAAAGAAUCUGCACGAACAGAGUAUCACUGAAAGUUGCAUAAGAUUAAUGGGGAGGACAUUGCAGGAUGUAAUAUCAGAAUGGAUAAUAAAACUGAAUAACAAUGAAAUUGAUACAACACGAAUGAUUGCUGAAUCACGCAGAGAUGAUGACAGCUGGGACUUUAGUAUGCCGGAAGCAUCGGCAAGAGAAGAUUGCUGGUAUGGAUACGCAUGUCGGACACAGCACCGUAGCGAAGAGCAUGCUCAGAAAAGGAAUCAUGUUUGCCGUCCAACCAGAGGUGCUUUCUGA
This is a messenger RNA of Vicia faba (fava bean), 1368 nucleotides long. Lineage: Eukaryota; Viridiplantae; Streptophyta; Magnoliopsida; Fabales; Fabaceae. The record is from the annotation of a GenBank genome assembly.